GUAUUUUAGCAAGUGUUAUGUUUGCAUUUAAUGAUCGUUCAAUUGUGAAAAAAGUUGUAAGCUUUUUACCUCAAGUUGGUGUUGGUGGUCGUUAUGGUCGAACAUAUCAAGAUUUAAAUCAAUAUCCAAUAGUUCCAUGGGUUAUAGCUGAUUAUGAAAGUGAAAAACUUGUUUUAAAUUCUCUAUCAACUUAUCGAGAUUUAUCAAAACCUGUUGGUACAUUAAAUCCUAUAAGAAAAUCAUUUUUUUAUUGA
Molecule: messenger RNA, 254 nt
Organism: Rotaria sp. Silwood1
Lineage: Eukaryota; Metazoa; Rotifera; Eurotatoria; Philodinida; Philodinidae
Source: the annotation of a GenBank genome assembly